Molecule: messenger RNA, 574 nt
Organism: Paramecium octaurelia
Lineage: Eukaryota; Ciliophora; Oligohymenophorea; Peniculida; Parameciidae
Source: the annotation of a GenBank genome assembly
CUUAUUAAUUAUGUAGUAAUCUAAACAUCAACAUCAGACUCAAUCACUACGAAGAUGUGGACUUCACGCAGUAAACAAUUUCCUUUAAACAAAAAAUUACACUUGUAAUGAAUUCGAUAGGGUGGCAGAAGAGAUGAAAAGAGAAACUAACAAUUCGCACUACACAUACUUUUUAGGAAAUUAUGAUUUAAAUGUUAUCGAGCGGGUUUUACUCAAAGAAUCGUAUGAGUUAUAAUGGAUUAGAUAGAACCAAAUAAUUAAUGAAGAACUAAUUGCUGACGAAUCGGUUGAUGGACUUUUAAUUAAUAAAAUCAAAGAAAUAUCAUUUAUUGAGAGAUUAUGUUAGUGGGAACCCAGACAUUGGGUUUGUAUUCGAAAAAGCAGAAAUGCUGACAAUACUUUCGAAUUCUAUUACCAUGAUUCAUAAUUGAAAGACGCUUAACUGCAUUAGACCAAAGAGUUGAUUAUGUUAUUGUAAGAAUUGUAGAAGAAUAAAGAUAAUCACCUUCUAUUAGUAAAGAAAAUCCAGCUUCAAUGAUUCAUAUAAUUUAUUAAAUAAAAUUAGAAAUCUUAC